CUCUGGCAGAGUCAAAACUUCAGUGACAGUAGGUUGGAAGGGGCAGAAGUCAGAAAAAAAUUACUUCUUUUAUUUAAGAAGUUAAGGAAAUGACACGGCGUUGUAUUUGUCAACUCUGCAGCUGUGGACGCCACCGUUGCCCCCAUCCACCUACUGCACUGCACUAUGGGAAGGGGAAUAAAGUGUGUGUCAUCACCGAAUACACAGAGAAGUACCCUUCCUAUGGCAAUCAGCAUCCGACUCAAAGCCUGAAACCUAAACGGGACUUUGAGGGUAACAAGGGGAAAAUGGAUGGAACCACCACAUUCAAGACGGAUUAUAUUCCAUAUGAAGUUCUCCCGCGCCCUGGUCGGCAGAAGGCUGAGUACAAGCCCAAACCUGGUGAGAUAGACAUGGGAACCACCUACAACCAAGACUUCCCCUGCUAUGAAGUGAAAUCAGUCCCUCCUACCAAGCCCAAACAAAGAUCUCAUGUGGCAUCGGGUAAAUUGGACACUGUGCCCACUUACAAAGAGGAUUUCCGCCAGUGGGAAUUGUCAAAGAGGGAGCUCCGAAAGCCAGAUGUGACGUAUCAUCCUCCCUCAGCCAAAUUUGGGAACUUCACCACAUUUCAGGAUGACUUUGCUCCGAGGAGCCUGGUGCCACGAAAGAGCUUCAAGCCCUCCAACCAGCCCAAGCUGUCUGACGUGCCCUUUGACGGGGUUACCAGUAACCAGCAGGCCUACGUUGCCCACGCGCUGGAGCCUCGUUUCUACAGGCCACCCAAGGUGUACCAGCGCAGCAGUGAGCCUCUGCAGGGCCUCACCUCCCACAAGCAGGACUUCCAGGGCCUGCCCGGUGCCAUCACCAAGAGCUGCAAGCCCGAGAACCCCAAGGCCGCCUCGGACAGCCCCUUCCAGAGCAGCACAGAGUUCCGCGACCGCUUCCAGCAGUGGCCAGUCGCCAUGCCCCCACGCCACAAGACCCUGGAGUAUGUGGCUCCCACCGCCUCAAUGGACUUGAGCACCACCACCAACACGUAUUACACCAGGCACAACAUCCAGCCCUAUGUGUCGGCAAAGCCCUUCGCUCGGCCUGCCCAGUCCUCCGUGCCCUUCCAAAGCAUCACCACCAUGAAGGAGGACUUCAAGCCAUGGGGGUCGUGCAAGCAGGACAUCAUCAAGAAGCCCGAGGAGCUGCACAAGGCCACUGGCAAGAUGGAGGACCUGACCACCUUCAGGGCCCAUUUUACCCAGCAUGCACUGCAGCCAAACAUCAGCUUCAAGCCGCCCAACGCAGCCAUGCAGAGGGACGUGCCCAUGGAGGAUGGGACCAUGUACAGCACCGAGUUCACCCCGAAGAAGAUCAACGUGUGUCCAGCCAGCUUCAGCAACCCUCCGGGGUACACGCUUGAGGACAACGAUGAGCGCGGCCACAAGUUUUUCCGCAAGAUUCCCUCUCAGGAAGGAGUUAAGAUGGUCCAAACCCAGGAGGCAGUGGCCGUCAACUAAAAAAGGUGACCACAAUGGUGACACCAUGAGGCUCAUUAAAACAACUAAUUUUGCUUCUUCCAAA
Molecule: messenger RNA, 1554 nt
Organism: Alosa sapidissima (American shad)
Lineage: Eukaryota; Metazoa; Chordata; Actinopteri; Clupeiformes; Clupeidae
Gene: saxo2
Product: stabilizer of axonemal microtubules 2
Exons: 4
Coding region: 90-1490 (466 amino acids)
Biological process (GO): microtubule anchoring
Cellular component (GO): sperm flagellum; ciliary basal body; centriole
Molecular function (GO): microtubule binding
Source: RefSeq, a predicted model, not a curated record